UGUGUAGACGCGACAGGAACCAAAAGCCCUCUCUUGGUGGAAGACCGUGUGCGAGUGACAGCUCGUCUCCUCCGCUCUUACCUUACUCACUCAACGCAAGUACCAUGGAGGAAUCAAGUAGUUGACGUUUCCUGCUGCAACCUUCUCUUUUUAAGCUUUCUUCCCGUCUGAUCACUGUGCUCCUGACCCGGUUUUAUUGACGUUUUGAACUCUCGGCUACUCACGGAAACAUGAAGUACAUCAUCGGAAUCGGCGGUGUGACCAAUGGAGGGAAAACCACCCUCACCAACAGGCUGAUCAAGAACCUGCCCAACUGUUGUGUAGUGCAUCAGGAUGACUUCUUCAAGCCCCAAGAUCAGAUUGAAGUUGAUGAAGAUGGCUUUAAGCAGUACGAUGUCAUCUCUGCUCUGGACAUGGAGGCCAUGAUGAGUACCAUCUACGCAUGGUUGGAGAACCCGGUGAAGUUUGAGAAGUCUCAUGGCGUUAAUAACACCCUGGAUUCUGAGAUCGUGCCAAAGUCUGACUGCAAGGAGGAUGAGGAGACUCACAUCCUUAUUGUGGAGGGCUUCUUGCUUUACACCUAUGGACCUUUGAUCGACGUGCUGAACCAACGCUACUUUAUUUCCAUCCCAUAUGAAGAAUGCAAAAAGAGGAGGUGCUCAAGGAACUAUACUUGGCCAGACCCCCCCGGCCUCUUUGAUGGCCACGUCUGGCCCAUGUAUCUGAAACACAAGAACAUCAUGGAGGCAUCAGGUGUUGAUGUUGUGCAACUGGAUGGAACCAAGUCAAGGGAGGAGCUGUUCAACUUUGUCUAUGGCAACAUCCUGAACAACAUCCAGAACUCUCUCUAACAAAGAUCAUCUGAUUGGCUAAAAGGAUCGUAUACUCAAUCUGCAAGCUGAAGACCGCCUUGCCUUAAGUUUC
Messenger RNA from Archocentrus centrarchus (flier cichlid), 924 nucleotides. It is a transcript of the gene mibp2, whose product is annotated as muscle-specific beta 1 integrin binding protein 2. The transcript has 8 exons. The coding region runs from base 231 to 851 and encodes 206 amino acids. The record is from RefSeq and is a predicted model, not a curated record. NCBI's taxonomy places the organism in Eukaryota, Metazoa, Chordata, Actinopteri, Cichliformes, Cichlidae.